AUGCCUAAAAGAACGCCAAUUUGCGAAGAAGCAAUUCUUGAUGCAUUAGCUAAAUGCCAUGCAGAAACAAAACCCAACAUCAAAUCUAUUAGCCGUGAAUUCGAUGUUAAUUAUUCUACAUUGUACGCUCGGGUUAAGGGCGGCAAUAGCGCAACCGCUGGUCAGCAACCGAACAGAGCAUUAGAUGCAAUUCAAGAAAAGGCAUUAAUGGGAUGGAUCGAUGCACUACAAAAUGCAUAUAUUAAUCCCAAUUCGGGGAUGAUUAAGCGCACUGCAAAUGCUAUUCUACAACGGUCGGGUGAAGAUCGGGUCGUCGGCCAUUCCUGGGAGAAAAGGCGCAUUGAGAGUGGACAUACUGGCGAAAUCAGUGACUGGUUCGAUCCUUACGAAGGACUGUUGGAAAAGCACCACUUUCUUCCGCACGAAAUCUUCAAUUGGGAUGUGACUGGCUUCCUAUCAAAAAGAUUGCAAAAGCAUUUGAAACGCGGUAUGGAUGCAAAUGUGCUAUUGUGUCAAAGAAUUGAACAAACAGAGUCGGAAUUGAAGAAGGUUAUGUUCGAUAUAGCUAGGGCAAACGGGCCAAAAAACAGAAGAGCGGUACGCUCAUUGAACCGCACCCCGUUGGGUCCAGCUACUGCCCAAAAUUCGAUCAAUGCGAGGAGAAAUGAGGAUUCCCGCAGGCGCAUUCGUCAAGCUGCUCGGCAUGAACAACCCCUGAUCGCCGAGCGAGCUGCCCAAUUGGAAAGGGAUAAUGACGAGUAA
This is a messenger RNA of Penicillium soppii, 762 nucleotides long. Its product is annotated as DNA-binding domain-containing protein. Lineage: Eukaryota; Fungi; Ascomycota; Eurotiomycetes; Eurotiales; Aspergillaceae. The transcript has 3 exons. The record is from RefSeq and is a predicted model, not a curated record. The coding region runs from base 1 to 762 and encodes 253 amino acids.